Molecule: messenger RNA, 378 nt
Organism: Mucor mucedo
Lineage: Eukaryota; Fungi; Mucoromycota; Mucoromycetes; Mucorales; Mucoraceae
Exons: 2
Coding region: 1-378 (125 amino acids)
Source: RefSeq, a predicted model, not a curated record
AUGAAAGGGGAUGGUAGUUAUUUAGUAUUUAUUCAGAAAGGGAAGCCAGUUCCAACAAAAGGGGUUAUAAUUCAAGUCAAUGACCCAUACUACAUAGAUAUCAAUUUGGAAAUUCUUCAAUUAGAACGUUCAACUAGUACUGUUCCAAACAAGUAUGCUCUAUUGCACGGAGACAGUCCUGGUAUGACUUAUAAUAUAGACUCCAGUGAUUUGUCAUAUAAUACUAUCAGAAAAAUUGGGGUAGAAUAUGAGCAUAUUAGCAAUCAUUUAUCUAUCAAAGUAUCAAGAGGAUGCAUGAGUGAUAUUAAUGACUAUAUUGAUUAUACCUAUUACAAAACCGUAAAUAUCAUCGAGCCAUUGACACUUACUUAUAUUUAA